CACCAGCCCGCUCCUUGUCACCCCGCACUGCUGCAGCCCCAGCGGCACUGUGACUGUGUCUGUUGUGCUCCUGUCCUUGUUGGUGGUGAGCGUUUGGGGGAACGAGUUUAGUAUAUUGAGAUCACCACGGUCUGUUAGUUUUGAAAUAGAAAUUGGCCUACACCGCAGAGUGAAUCCCGGACAUGGCUGCGUUGUACAUGGUCUUCUCUGCGAAGAAAAACCUUUCUUGGCCAGGACUUCCAGUGGGUGACCUAGUUCAUCGCCCUUGGGCUACCGUCAUGGUGAUGGUGAAGGGAGUGGACAAACUGGCUCUACCCACAGGCAGUGUCGUUUCUUACCCUUUGGAGAAAGCAGUUCCUUUUAGUCUUAACACUGCUGCAAAUUCCAUUUGCUCCUUAUUUUCUGAGGAAACUCCUGCUGUUUUGCAGUUGGCUCCCAGUGAGGAAAGAGUGUAUGUGGUAGGGAAGGCCAACUCAGCGUUUGGAGACCUUUCAGUCACCUUAGAACAGCUCCAUAAUCUCUUGUUUCAGGAAAACUCUAUUCUCAGUUCAUUUCCCCUGAAUUCUCUGAGUAGGAACAGAGUUGACCUGCUCUUUCUUUCUGAACUCCAAGUGCUAUAUGAUAUUUCAAACUUGCUGUCUCGUCAUAAGCAUCUAGCCGAGGAUCAUUCUCCUGAUCUAUAUUCACUGGAGCUGGCAGGUUUGGAUGAAACCGGGACGCAUUACAGGGAAGACUCUGAACAAUUCAGAGAUGCUUCUAAGAUCUUCGUUGACACUGCAAAUGUUUGCAGAUGACAUGUACGAUGAUUACAGUGGGAAUGCAGUGGUAGAGAUAGUCACUUAAGUCAUUUGACACCUCCCUUGUGAGGAAGACAAGGACUAUCUUUGAGGCAAAACAAGUGAGGAACACAGUAAGUCCCUAUAACUUCACAUAGAAGUAUAAUUUUGAAUAUUCAGUGAUUCUUCAACAUGAUACUUUGGAUAAUGAUCACC
This is a messenger RNA of Saimiri boliviensis boliviensis (Bolivian squirrel monkey), 992 nucleotides long. NCBI's taxonomy places the organism in Eukaryota, Metazoa, Chordata, Mammalia, Primates, Cebidae. The record is from RefSeq and is a predicted model, not a curated record.